AUGCUGAGGACACAGCCCACACAGUUCUUCCUGAAGUGCGCUCUUAGGUUCACACCCGCUUCAUUCAUCCCCGCUCAUUCGCAGCAUCUGCACCGCCUUAGGCAGCUGGGCUCACGGGCACUGGCACAGAGAGGUGAGCGGGAGCUGAGGUUUCCCCCCACCUCUGAGGGCGUCACGAGCCAGCCAGCUGCACCGGCCAGCCUUGAUUUCCCUCCCUGGACAUGGGAGAGCGUUACCCUUCCUUCUCCGUCUCACGUUGCCAGCGUGAGGAAGAGUGACAACGUCACUAAAAGAGGCUGUGCCGCCUCACACAAGGCAGCCGGGCAGAAGACUUCCGUGGGGAGAGCACUGCAGCUUGGUUUCUGGCCCCACAGGACCUGGGUAUUGGUGAGUGCUGACCUUGGUCAUGGUCCAUCCGUCCGCACACUCACCCGCCGCGCACCGCCCUUCCGCCCCCUCAGCUCCUUCCUGGCCCUCCGCCCGCCCACCUGGCACUGGCCUUGCCCGCUGGGCCUCGAAGAGGAGCGGAGAGAGGCUGUGCGCUCAGCGCUCAGACUGCACGGUCGGCCCUGCUGGGUGCUUCUCCCAGACCCACUCUGGAUCCCCUCUCCACCGCCCCUGGCUUCCUGUUUCUCCACCACGUCCUCUGGCGUGCGGAGGACGUGAGAGAAGGAGGGCACGCUGGUGGCCGGCAGAUCUCCUCCCAAACGAGUAUGAGUGGCUCAAAAGAAAGCUCUGUGUGUAGCAUUUUGAGCAGUGUCCUUUACUUUCCCAGAAGAACUCUUAUUGAAUGUCUCUCUACAACACGGCAGCCCUCCUGCCAGGGUGCCCAGCAGCCCGCAGCUGAGUGAGCCUGGCUCCCUUCCCGGUGUCCUCCCUCGCCUCUCCACCCCGGGUGGGAGCAGGUGGAUCAGAGGCCGAACCACUUGUUAAUUCCAGCUCUGGCUGGAAGCUGACCAGGUGGGAGAGGGUAGCGGAGUGGAGGAAGGCCCAUGGCUUCUGGAGCUUAAUUAAACAUUUUUACAAAGUCCAGCCCGGGUUAACCAGCAGUGUACAAUGAGACAGAAGCAGUACUGCGUUAGAAGAUUAAUAAACCAAUUAAGGAACGACUGCAGCGGCCUGGUGGCCCCACUGGAGCAGGAGGCGAGUUUGACAGCUGCUCUUUCCUGAUGAUUGCCACGAAUUUCAGAAGUGAAGACAGCCCGGGCUUUCCCGUUCCAUAAGAGAAUACCCCAGGCUGCUGUCCUGUCUAAUCACUCACACAGCUAGUCAAAUUGUUCUCCAAGCCUGGGGGGCAGAUGUCAUGUUUAGCCAACUGGGAAGAAAAGAAAACAAAAACUAUUUCUCCUCCUCUGAUCCAAAACAAAAACAAAACAAAGCAGCACACCCUGUGAGUCUGCCUACCUCUCCCUUCCCAGGGCUGCAGGGUGGGGUGGCAGCGGGUGGGGGACUUCCUGAGCUCUGGGCUGGCCCUCCAGGGUCAAAUCAGCGCCUGGAGUUCCCCGCGCUUUCCCUCUGGCCUGGGUGACUCUCUCUGCCCGCGGCCUGGGGCACAGCUCACAGACAGGGCCUGUGCCCAGUCUGGCGAAGCCCACCCAGUGAGGCAGAGAAGCAGCUGCCCUGUGUGUAGGGCGCGGUGCUCUGGGCCCUCGCUCUUCUCCCGGCAGUCUUGUCUGCUGCAGGAACUGCUCAGAACCGAGACGGAGGGGUGGGAAUCAGGCGUCCACUUCCAGGCCUCUGCUCAGCGAUGGCCCACACUGCCGGUUAGGUCUCCCGGCCCUGCUGGGACCUAGGGCGGGGCCCUGUGCGGCCUCAGCCACCGGGCCCGGUGCCCACAGUUGUGAGGCUGCUCCAGCCGGGGCCUGGGCAAUACAGAUGGGCCCAGCAGCCUCUGGAAAGUUCUGGGGAGCUCAGCUUCCUCGAGGGUUGGUUGAAAUGUAACAAAGCUGAUUCUGCUCACUCCCUGUGUCUGGUGUGUACUAAACGCUCAGUAUCAUCAUCAUAAUCUGAAUACAUUAGAAUAUAUAUUUAUAUAAAGCCUCCUGCGCAUGAAACAUCCCAUACGAGACAGGUGCUCGCGAAGCAAAGGCCUCCGCCCCUUCCUUCCCGGGGGAGUAAAGCUUCGGCUGCUGAGUUUCCUCGGAUGCCCACUGUGGUCGGGAAACUCACACAAGCGGUGCACACUCCAGUCUGCAGCGUUUCUCCAGGAGAAAGCAGAGCUCCUGAGGGCAAGACGGGGAGACUGAGGAGAGGAGCAGAGCCCACGGGAAUCGGGGCACAGCACUGGCUACCAGGCAGCCCCUCUGAGCACCACAGAUCCACGCUGCACCCCGAAUUCUCCAAGUUAACAUUCACGAUUUUCUCCACAAGCAGAAAUCACUCCAAAGGUUACAAUUCAGGGUCUUAUAAAUACCAACCCUGAAAUGAAGCCUUUGUCCCUUAUCAAAGUCCCUGGUGGAGUCUGACCACUGCGACACCACGGCUGUCUGCAGAUGUUUCAGAACCAUGCCAACCAGUUUCUCUACCGUCGGGAGAAUAAAUGCAAUGAAUUUUAUCAAUGCUAAAUUAAACAAUAGUAAAAAUGUAUCGGGACUAAAUCUUAAUGAGAUUAGCGUGAUGCUAAAUAUUUCUUUGCGCUGGAACAAGAGUGUAGCAACAAUGGUAUUCUGUAGUGAAAUUUAUUUUGCUUUAUAGAUGUGCAUUCUGGCAAACCUUACAUGAGCGAGCUGAUGGGGAUGGAGCGGGUUUUAUCAGGGGAACUUUGUAAGUUGUUGGAGCUCUGAGCUCAGGUGCCGCCCAGCACACAGUGACACAGCAGCCCAUCCUUGAAAAUCAUUUUCCUCCUUCAGUUUUGUUGAAAUGGAAAAUUCUUCCUGAGGGAUUUGUCACCCAUAAUCAGAACCAAUCCCUUUCUUAAUUUCUGGGGUACCAAAAACUGUCCCAAAAUUUUUUCAGUGACUCUUAAUUCUCUCUCUCUGUUUCUGUCUCUCUUGGUCUCUGUCUCUCACUUAGAGGCAACAUGCUUGUUUCAAUCUAUUAAGAAAAGGGAGGGAAAUUAAAAUGUGAGUUUCAAUAUACUCUUCCCCUAUGCAAGUUUUAAAAAAUAAAAUGCCUUG
Messenger RNA from Fukomys damarensis (Damara mole-rat), 3116 nucleotides. RefSeq lists its product as uncharacterized. Lineage: Eukaryota; Metazoa; Chordata; Mammalia; Rodentia; Bathyergidae. The record is from RefSeq and is a predicted model, not a curated record. The coding region runs from base 1 to 666 and encodes 221 amino acids. The transcript is spliced from 4 exons.